Messenger RNA from Parascedosporium putredinis, 2538 nucleotides. The record is from the annotation of a GenBank genome assembly. Lineage: Eukaryota; Fungi; Ascomycota; Sordariomycetes; Microascales; Microascaceae.
AUGAGUAUCAAGGACGACAUUGAAAAAAGGACGAGCGAGAUCAGCUCCUUCUCCAAGGCCGAGCGCGCCCUCAUCUGGAAGCAGGACCUGCGCAUCCUGCCACUCUCCGCGUCCAUCUACUUCCUAUGCUUCCUCGACCGCGCCAACAUCGGCAACGCCAAGAUCCUCAACUACACCUCCCACAACGACAUGCUCACCGAGGUCGGCAUGAGCAGCGACCAGUUCGUGUACACCCUGCUCGUCUUCCUCGUCGCGCAUAAUGAGCGCAGUUUGCGCGUCGCCCUUAUCCUCGCCAGCGCCACCCUCGCUGGUGCCUUUGGCGGCGCCAUCGCCUACGGCAUUGGUCACAUGAAUCAGGCGAGGGGUAUGUCGGCCUGGCGUUGGCUCUUCAUCCUCGAGGGCAUCCCUUCCGUUGUCUCCGCCUUGCUCGUUCUACUCUUCCUGCCUGAUUUCCCCGAGCGCGCGCUGGCUGUCGCAGGCCGAGAAGGAUCUUGCCAUCGCCCGCCUCGAGACCGAGGAAGCAGUAGCGCCGACAAGUCCAUGACGUGGGCCGACGCAAAAGCCACGCUAACGGACUGGAGGCUGUAUGGGCACUACGCGGUGUAUUUCGCUGUCUCCAUUCCGUUUGCUUCCAUGUCCUACUUUACGCCAUCCAUCACUACGGGUUUGGGCUAUGUUGAUUUACAGGCACAGUUGAUGACUGUCCCGCCUUGGGUUGUCGGUUAUGAAUUAGUUGUCCAAAUUCUCGUUGCGUGGUCCGCAGACCACUUCAACGCUCGUGGCAUGCACGCCGCCGCCCUCGGUCUCGUCGGCGCCAUUGGCUACAUUGUGUCUGCUGUUCUGCCCCCGGACGCAUAUUUGAGUCGCUACGGAUGCUUGAUCCUCGCUCUUACUGGUGCAUUCUCGACAAUUCCUCCCCUGCUCGGAUGGCUGACGUCCAACGUCGUCAGUACAGCCUCCGUAGGUCUCGCCAUCGCCAUCAACGUGAGCCUCGGUGCCGGCUUCGGGCAGAUUGGAGGCAUCUGGAUCUACAAGGACUCGGAAAAGCUAAAGGGGUAUCCGUCGGGCCAUUGGACGAAUGCGGCCAUGAUGCUGGUCGUGGCCAUUGGCGCCGCCGGCUUACCGGAGCUGUGCGCUGUGACGGUGCGCGUGAUCUCGUCGCCCAAGUCGGCCUACCGCUUCGGUAUCUUCUUACCGACGGAGUGGAAUUCGCGGUUUCUGACGGUGGGUAAUGGUGGUUUUGCUGGCGGCAUUAACUGGCUGGACAUGGGCCCAGGUUCCAACUAUGGCUUCGCAACCAUAUCCACCGACACGGGCCACAACUCCAACUCAUCCGACCUAGCCUGGGCGCUAGGAAACGAGCAGAUGCGCAUCGACUGGGGCUGGCGCGCCAUCCACGGCAGCGUCACGCUCGGCAAGGAAUUUGUCCGGGCCUACUACGGAGAAGGGUCCAGCUACUCGUACUACAGCGGAUGCUCGACCGGGGGCCGCCAGGGCCUGCGCGAGAUACAGGAAUUCCCCGACAGCUUCGACGGGGCGAUGAUCGGGGCGCCGGCGUGGGACCCGACGCUCAUGAACUCGUACGUGACGCAGGUGGGCAUGUACAACCUGCCCGCCGACGACCCCAAACACAUCAAGAAGGAGAUGCUCGAGGUCAUCGCCGCCGAGGCCGUCAAGCAGUGCGACCCGCUCGAUGGGGUGCAGGACGGCAUCAUUAGCGCGCCGGAGCUGUGUGACGUCGACUACACGGCGCUCUCGUGCGACCGCAAGGAUAUCGCGCCCGACAGGUGUCUGACGGGGCACCAGAUCCACACGAUUAACAAGAUGUACGGGGAUUUCUACUCUCCCUGGGCGACCGUCAUCGGGGCCGAUAAGCCGUCGGCGUUUGGCUACGAGUUCCAGCGCUACUUUGUCUACGACGAUCCGGAUUGGCCGUGGGAAGGGUUCAACUUUUCGGUGCUGGAGGAGACGGUGCGCCGGAAUCCCGGGCAGGCGCGCGCCGCGAGGUACGACUUGUCCGAUUUCAAGGCGCGCGGCGGCAAGGUGGCGCUCUACCACGGCAUGGCGGACGGUCUGAUCCCCACGCGCUCCUCCAAGCUGUACUACGACCGUGUGUCCGAGGCUAUGGGGCACUGUUGGACUACCGUCGUGGACGCGCCGUGGCACUUUGCCGGUGCUUUCCAGGCCGGGGCCGUCGGCAACGAGACGUGGUCCGUUCCGGGGUUCAGCGAUCCGCAGCACGAUAUGCUCCUCGCCUUGAUGGAUUGGGUGGAGAAGGAUACCCCCAUCGAUUCGGUCAUCGCCACCACGUGGGAGACGGCCAACGACACUUCCUCGGGCGUGCUACGGCAGCGGCCUAUUUGCGCGUUUCCCGAAAAGGCGGUGCAUGACGGCAAGGGAAACAUUAAUGAUGCAUCGAGCUGGAGGUGUGGAGAAGAGGAUGAUAGUGCGGCUCUGGAUGAGACUACUGUAGGUUUCUUUGGGACUGCCGUCCUGGACAAGAUCCGAAACCGCCAGAUGGAAACCGUCUCGACAUAG